AGCCGUCCCUUCGUCCUAACCCGAAUCCGAAUCAAUCACAUACGGGGCGGGCCGACACGCAUUAAGCACAAGCUCGAGAGCCACCGUGUCCUGUGCUAAUUGCUUCCGAUUCCGCCCAAAAUCACUCAUUUGCGCUAGCCGUCGUCCAGCCCCAGACCGUCACCGUCCAGCGAAUGAAAGAGAGAAAUUAACAACGAUGGAGAAAAGCAACGAAGUAGAACAACAAAGAGAAAAAAAGGCAGAAUUCAACGCAUUGGAGAUAGAAUAUGUAAGCUACGGCGGCGAACACCACUUACCAUUAAUUAUGAGCCUCGUAGACCAAGAACUCAGCGAGCCCUAUUCUAUCUUCACUUACCGUUACUUCGUCUAUCUAUGGCCUCAGCUCUCUUUCCUGGCGUUUCACAAAGGUAAAUGCGUUGGGACUGUGGUUUGCAAGAUGGGGGAGCAUCGGAAUACAACGUUGAGGGGCUACAUUGCUAUGUUAGUUGUCAUCAAACCUUAUCGUGGAAGAGGCAUUGCCACCGAACUUGUCACCAGAUCUAUUAAAGUAAUGAUGGAAUCAGGAUGUGAAGAGGUGACAUUAGAAGCUGAAGUCACAAACAAAGGGGCACUUGCUUUAUAUGGCCGUCUUGGGUUUAUUAGAGCAAAACGGCUAUUCCGGUACUAUCUGAAUGGAGUUGAUGCAUUUCGGCUGAAGCUACAAUUCCCCCAACCAGAGUUACACCCCUCUCUGCCUAUGGCAGCCUGCAUAGAAGAUAGCGAUGGGCAUGAUGAUCAUCUUCUGGUGGAAGAGUGUUCUGAACCUCAUAGUGGCUUGUAAUCUAUAUUUUUGGACAUGGAAAUUUUGACUUGAUUAUUUUUUAGCUGAAAGUUUUGAGAUACCUUAAACUGAAGUUAUUCAUUGUAUUGUACUGUUAGUCAUUUAAAAUGUAAAUCUAUUUGUUUAAUCA
Hevea brasiliensis (rubber tree) is the source of this 950-nucleotide messenger RNA. RefSeq names its product N-alpha-acetyltransferase MAK3. Lineage: Eukaryota; Viridiplantae; Streptophyta; Magnoliopsida; Malpighiales; Euphorbiaceae. Gene Ontology annotation, biological process: N-terminal peptidyl-methionine acetylation. The transcript is spliced from 4 exons. Gene Ontology annotation, molecular function: protein-N-terminal amino-acid acetyltransferase activity. The coding region runs from base 197 to 820 and encodes 207 amino acids. Gene Ontology annotation, cellular component: NatC complex. The record is from RefSeq and is a predicted model, not a curated record.